AUGCUGAUUGGUGAUAAUUGUGAGGCGAACCUGCUAUACCUCUUGGAGCGAGGCUUCUUCGAGACGCUGGCCAUCUCCUUGCCCAAACUGUUCUAUUUUCAGCAAUCUCUUGCUCAGAUAUUAGUUCCGUUUGAGCGUCUUAUGGUGAAGUUCGAAACCAGCAGAAAUAGGUUUGUUCUGAGCAAAGAAGAUGUUGGUGUUUGGCCAAUGUUCUCUCUUGCCUCGUGUCUCAGGAUCGAGUCUGAGGAUUCCAGUAGACUCACCAGAAGACAGAUUGUUGCAUAUUGUGUCGCUUUAACAGAAUUCUACUGCAGAAACCUCGAUCUUCUGGAAAUAUGGUUUGAGUUCAGCCAAGAGCUGCCACUAUAUUCGGCUAUCAGACUUGGACUUUACGAAGUGGAUAGAGUUCAGGCGAUGCAAUCUUUCAGCGCAGUUCUGAAAAUUGUAUCAAUUGAGCGGGUAAGCCCUGCUCUCAAGCAUUGGCUGCGCAAUAGUCACCUGGCAGAUAUUUUCCUGGAAUUCAUCAAAUCGUCAAUGUCUCAGCUAGAGGAUAGCAUGGACUCGGAGCGUCUCGUUGCGCUUCCCUCUUACCGUGAAAUUCUCUCCCAUGACGUACAGCGUGAUAUUGCAGCGGAGAAGUUGGCAACUUUCUGCUUCUCUCUUGAACAGUACUCGAGCCUCAUGGAAUCGACUGCCAGCGAAGAUAUCAGAGACUAUUUCUCCAGUGCCCUCAAAUUGGAGGUCUUUGACGUAUUGCUGGAGAGGUGCAUUACUGAGAAGGACCGCACCAGCCGGCCGUUUUCGCUCUUUUGCAAGGCUCUGGAUCAUUUUCUGGAAAAGAAAGACCCAAUUGUUAUCGAUAUCCUUCUUCUUGAAAGUUUUCAAAGUUUCCUGACGGCAGCGUUGCUGACUAGUUCUGGAGACGAAAGUUCAAUCUCCAAAGCACAGAAUGCUUUUCUGCAAAGCUCAAUGUUCUCGUUUCUCCAAAAGCUUUUGGUGACAAUGAAGAUCUUGAUUGUAGACAACUUGUUGGGAGAAACAACUGAAACAACUGAAAUGCCUGGUACAAUGCUGAACUACAGCACGCUUGUACAGUUAGGCAAGUCGUUUAUGGUCCCCCGGACCAUGUGCAUCAACGUUGGGUUUUACCUCACCAAAAUCAUGGGUUCGCUCAACCGAAAGGAAACAACCAGCUAUUUCAACAUUAAGAGCUCACUUUCAAAGAUCUUGCUCGUGAGGAUGAUUCAAUUCUACUCGUAUCCAUGUUCUGCAAACGAGUCUUUCGUCGCCUUCCUCUUGGAUGUUCUUCUGCUGGAUAAUGGAUAUAUGCUGGAGAUGUUUUUGACCAAGAAUGAAGCUGAACCACUUCUUGCUAGAGUUUUGCAAUGGAUAUACUUCUUUGGAAUUUCAGAAGACAAUGACGCAGACAGAGAAGUAGUCACAAUCCCACCCAUCCCUUCUGACCUGUUCAACGAUGCGUUGCAAAUCUUGCCAGAGAAAUCAGAAGAAGCCAUGAUUCUUGCAAAUUGUUUUGAAAGAGAUGAUGGUGACAUGUUGGAGGUUCCAGCCCCUGUUUUUUUCCAGAAUCUCGAGGUAUUGAAAUUGCUGAUAAUGCGCAUUGUGUGUUGCUCUUUGGCUUUUGAGACCGCCCGGAGGUCAACACCAAGCAUUGUGAUGGUAACAACUUGGUAG
This is a messenger RNA of Kuraishia capsulata CBS 1993, 1692 nucleotides long. RefSeq lists its product as uncharacterized. NCBI's taxonomy places the organism in Eukaryota, Fungi, Ascomycota, Pichiomycetes, Pichiales, Pichiaceae. The coding region runs from base 1 to 1692 and encodes 563 amino acids. The record is from RefSeq and is a predicted model, not a curated record. The transcript has a single exon.